Neltuma alba is the source of this 1928-nucleotide messenger RNA. Its product is annotated as cytochrome P450 82A3. The record is from RefSeq and is a predicted model, not a curated record. Bases 90 to 1751 code for a protein of 553 amino acids. The transcript is spliced from 2 exons. Gene Ontology annotation, molecular function: monooxygenase activity; iron ion binding; heme binding. Lineage: Eukaryota; Viridiplantae; Streptophyta; Magnoliopsida; Fabales; Fabaceae.
CCAUAUCCCAUUGGUCAGUAACACGCGAAUGGAAAUUUGAGCUACAGUAUUUCUCUUCUGUACAGAAAUUCAAGGGUGUCCCCAUCGCGAUGAUAAAAAGAUGCAAUGAAUGUAGGAGACUCCUGUGCUCGCAAGGUGGCGAACUGGGACAUGUCUAUUUUUCACCAUUCACACAGAAACAGAACCAGAGGCACAAUAUGGGCUCAGUUCUGAGUAGCUUAGAUGCUCAUGCUGCUAUAGUUGGACUGCUUUCUUUGCUCCUAAUUUGCUUAUUAUCUGUUAUAAGAAGGUCGAAAGAUCAUGAGGCAGAGGGUGGGUGGCCCAUAAUUGGUCACCUUCUACUCUUGAGAGGUCCGCAGAUGCCCCAUCACACUUUGGCAGCCAUGGCCGACAAGCAUGGACCCAUUUUCAGCAUCAGGCUGGGCUCUCGACCAGCUUUGGUGAUCAGCAACUGGGAAAUGGCUAAGCAAUGCUUCACCGCCAACGACCUUGCCGUUUCCUCCCGUCCUGCACUUGUUUCUGUUCAACGCCUCUGUUACAAUCAGGCGAUGUUUGGUUUCGGACCUUAUGGCCCCUACUGGCGUCAACUACGUAAGAUAGCGACCCAAGAGUUGCUCUCCAAUAGCCAAAUUCAGCGACUGAGUCAGGUGUGUGCGUCUCGACUUGAUUCUUGGGUUAAAGAGCUCUUCCGCCUAUGGGCAGAAAAUAAGAACGAUUCGGGCCAAGUUUUAGUUGAUCUGAGCGAGCGUUUUGGGAGGUUGGUGACGAACACGGUUCUUAGAACGAUGGCAGGUAAGCGAUACUACGAUGGUGGAGCUGAGGUUCAGGAGGAGGCACGCCGGCUCCUGGAAACUUUGAAGGAGUUCGUUCGGCUUUUGGGGGUGUUCGUGGCGGGGGAUGCUCUUCCUUGUCUCAGAUGGCUGGAUUUGGGUGGAUAUGAGAAGGCCAUGAAGAAAACUGCAAAGCAACUCGACUCUAUUUUAGAAGAAUGGUUAGAGGAGCACCGCCGCAAGAGAGCCUCCGCCGGUGAUCAAGACUUCAUGGACGUUUUGCUUUCUGUUCUCGAUGGCUCUGAGCUCGGAGGUCAUGACGCCAAUACCAUCGUCAAAGCCACAACGCUGAUGUUAAUUGCAGGGGGCGUUGACACGAGCACAGUGACCCUUAUUUGGGCAAUUUCGCGAUUGCUGAGCAACCCCAACAUCCUUAAAGAAGCUCAGAGAGAAUUGGACAUUCAAGUCGGGAAGGAAAGAGCAGUGAAGGAAUCAGACAUAAAUAAGUUAGCGUACCUUCAAGCCAUAGUGAAAGAGACUCUGAGACUACACCCGCCAGCAACUCUUAUGGGGCCACGCGAGUUUACAGAGGAUUGCAUAAUUGGUGGCUGCCGCGUGAAGAAGGGAACGCGACUCCUCACAAAUGUGUGGAAGAUUCAAACCGAUCCAACCAUUUGGGCUGACCCCUUGGAGUUUAAACCAGAGAGGUUCCUCACUACCCACAAAGAUGUUGACGUGAAAGGACAUCAUUUUGAGCUCAUUCCGUUUGGAAGUGGCCGGAGAAUUUGCCCCGGAAUAUCGUUUGGCCUUCACACCAUUCAUCUCAUUUUGGCUACAUUCCUUCACUCCUUUCAGAUUUCAAAGCCAUCCGAUGAACCCAUUGAUAUGACUGAAAUUUUUGGCCUCACAACCACCAAGGCUCCUCCGCUCCAGGCUCUCAUCACUCCUCGUCUUUCUUUCCAGCUUUAUGAUGCACUGUGAUCGGCUUUGUUUGACACAAGUGCUGCUUCGUACGUUCAAGGUGGCAAAUUAAAUGACCAAAGUCUAUGGGGCUCAAGUUUUUAUUUUUGUUUUUUGUUUUUUGGAGUGAUCCUCAGUGAAAAUAUAUGUCAAAAUUAAUGGUCCCUUGAAGACGCCAAGCCCGUUAAUCACUGAAAA